AUGAAGCAAAAUAUUGGACGGGGCGAAUUUUCUCAGUUCCCCAAUUUGUCACAGACAAGAUGCCAGGAAGACGACGUUUCAACUCACGUUCAACAUUUAAAUGCCCUCUAUUCAGAUUUUGAAUCCAGGUUUGAGGAUAUUUUGACUAUGGUAAAACCACCAUGGAUAAUUAAUCCAUAUGGUGACAUAGAAAAAACGAAUGUCAUAAUACAAGAGGAACUGACUGAACUAAGUACAAACGAAGAACUUAAGGUUCAGUUUAAAAACGGAUAUCAGCAAUUCUGGCUGCAAAACAACAUAACCGUUACUUAUCCCGUAUUAUGGAAUAUAGCGAGGAAAUUCCUUUCCAUCGUCAUACCUAGUGGAAAGGGAGUUCAGCGCUGUUACCAAUCUCCUAACGAAAAAAAGAAACAGACUGGACAUCAUUAG
This is a messenger RNA of Acanthoscelides obtectus, 429 nucleotides long. NCBI's taxonomy places the organism in Eukaryota, Metazoa, Arthropoda, Insecta, Coleoptera, Chrysomelidae. The record is from the annotation of a GenBank genome assembly.